Molecule: messenger RNA, 445 nt
Organism: Cuscuta europaea
Lineage: Eukaryota; Viridiplantae; Streptophyta; Magnoliopsida; Solanales; Convolvulaceae
Source: the annotation of a GenBank genome assembly
UCAGGGUAUGUAGAUGAUCCAUUGCAGCUGAUUGGGAGUGAUGAUUCAGGGAUCGGUGAUGAUGAACCUAAGGUGCAUGUGCGGAUGUUUGCAGAAAAAUCAAGCUGUAUAGCUGAGCUUGUGAAUGACAUAAUAACAAUUGCCAAUGAAGAUCCAGCUUGCAUAAUGGAGAAGGAGAGUAUGAAUAAACUCCAGGAGGCAGGAGAAAAACUGAUUGCUUUUGCCAAAAAAAAGGAUACAACACAACAACAGAUGGAGAAUGAUGCAAUCAGUGAAGAGCAUGGUGGAAAUGGUGUAGAGAUUGAUGAUGAUGUGUUCUGGAGUCACCCAACCACUCUUGCCAUACUAGAAAAGGCUGAGAAAAAUGGGGUGAAGGUAGGAAUGACCAAUAAGAAUACAUCACCAUUACCAUCAUUCUCUAUUGGACUGACACAACAAGAGAGAG